UCACAGGCACAACUAUCCGGUUUGGCUGCGUUUGCACAGCCUCAACUGCAACAUCAGACGCUGCAACAGCACUCCAUUCAACAACAAGCCAUUCAACAGAAACAGGGCUCCCCUCCGCAUCAACUGUCACACACAGUGACUGGACCGGCUCUCGCAGACUCACAAAUGCAGCUGCAGACGUUAUGAUUGAAGCAGAUGAUGAACGUCCAGAAUCUACAACAGAUAGAAUUAGUGAAUCUGAUCAGCAACUGGCGAUGUUAAGUAUGAAAAAGCUUAGUCCGUCAAUCACUAGAAUACCUCCUUCUAAACGUCAUGGUAUUUAUACCUAUUUCGAUUCAUCCGAUGAAAUGUCACCUGAUACUCAGAGCCUUGGUUUGAGUUCAGCAGUCGACAGUGAAAUUAGGAGAGAAGUAGCAGAAUGCUACUUGUCUAGAGGCCCGCUUACAAUUGAAAAACAGAAAGCUGACUAUAAGAGACAGGCUCGGCCGUCUUGUAUCGGUAGUUCGCUUGGAAUGAUUGUUUCUGGUAUCGUCGGCGUCGUCCUUUUUAUCUUCGUUCUGUCUACUCUUGUCAUUUCAAAAUUGUCGUUUUUGAUAAUGACACAACAAUUCAAUGAUACGAGAUCGCCGUCUGUCAAUGAAUCUGUUGAUAGUCUGAAGACAAAGAAAGCGGCCGAAUUUUGGCGCCUUCUGAUAGCUCUCGUCAUUCCAAGUCUGUUUUCUUUCCUACGCUGUCUUUGGAGUGGUCUAAUCAGUCGUACGAAGAGACACUACCCGUGGCCAAACAAGUUGGCGAUUUUAGCAGGAUUUGUCACGUCAGUUUUAGAAAGUGUUGCUCUCUGCAUAUUUACCUUUAUUGUGGCUGCUCGAAUUCCACACGCUGCGAUAACUAUCACUCUAAUGUCUGGGGUUUUCGGAUUUACCAUCGUUAGCCAAUUGCUACACAUUCGCAAUGCUGAUCAAGGAAGAAAUAUGGCUGAAGGAGAAAAUGACGCGUAUGGAAGAAAUUAUAAUCUCUUCCUGAAUGAGAAUGACAAUGGAAAUGAGCAACAGCAGAAUGUUCGAGAAGAAUACGAACUAAUAGAAAUGAGAGAAAUAUGGAAAGAGAAUAGAAACCAAACACAACCUGGUUGGGAAGCGCUACAUAUAAAACUGGGUGAGGUUUAUAAGCGAUACCGCACGGUUGCAACAUGGAUUGCUCUCAGUUUACACGUUGGUAGCAUUGCGAUACUCGUUAUCUUGCUCUGUAUUUUUAACAGCAACUUUCAUAACAAUCGCUGGGUUGUUCUCACUUCUAUUCCAAUCGUACUCGGCUUGCUGUCGAUAGUAUGGUGUUCACCUGUUCAGAAAUACCUUAACAUAGCCGAGAGGAAUCCCUCCCUCGGUCGACCAAUAGCAAGCGCUCGCUGGAAGAAUGGCAUUCUGACGAACUUCUGGAGAAUGAUAUCGCUUACAACUGUGGCUAUAAUUAUGUCGGCUAUCCCUUAUGCGGAUUUGAACGUAGACGUGGACUAUUUAGGAAAGGGUUUAGCACAUUUGAGAAAUACGUCCGGCAAUACGUUUUUUCUCGUUAACGUCUUUUGUACUUGGGGAGCGUACGUAUUAUCAUGGUUCGCUUGUACAAUACGAAAGGGUACGAUCGGAUUCAUUUGGCCUUUGUUGCUUGCCACUCCUGUCGCCAUUGGUGCGACCUUUGGAGUUUGCUCUAAUGAUCAGCUAAAUAGUGCUAUAGCUUGCACGGGCAAUCUUCAAAUACCAUUUUACGAACACGGCCUCGUUCCCAUAUGUUUGUUUCUCUUAUGGAUUUCUCAAAUGAUAUGCUGUGUGUUCUACGUGUGGCGAACGAAACUCAUUGCAUUAAUAAAGGAAGAAAAUCUAUUCAUUCAAUCGUAUUACAAUUGUCCUUUUACCGAACAGAAUCUGAUGCUCAACAGAAUAGCAGAGUUUGAUGAUGAGAAAGUGAGAAAUCCCAAAAUGGAGGCUCUCGACAGUCACGUAUUUGUCUGCACGACAAUGUAUCGAGAACAGCUGCACGAACAGAAGAUGCUCCUCACGUCCAUUCACGUUAUAGAUGAAGAACAAGUCAAAAAUAAGAGUCGAAAUUUUGAAUGUCACGUAUUCUUUGAUGGUGGUGCUAAAGGCUGUCAUACCACAGAAUAUGCCAAUCAACUCUUUAGUCUACUACACGACACACUACUUAUCAGAUUGAGUGAUGGUGAGAAAUGGGAAACGCCAUACGGACUGCAGAUAAAAUGGAAUUUGCCUGGAGGUAUGCCUUUCUGUGUUCAUUUAAAAGAUUCCAAAAAAGUAAAAAGGAAAAAGCGCUGGAGUCAAGUCAUGUACUUGUCAUACAUUCUCGAUUUCCGUUCUAGAGAAUCAAAUUAUAAAGACGACAACACUUUUGUUCUUAUGACCGAUGCCGAUAGCGUUUUUGAUUUCGAGGCCGUCGAAAUCGUUCUCGAUCGUCUAUGUCGCGAUCAACUCGUCGGCGGAGUUUGCGGUCGUGUCCAUCCCGUCGGCAGCGGGCCGAUCGUCUGGUAUCAAAAGUUUGAUUACGCAGUCGGUCAUUGGUUUCAAAAGGUAACCGAACACGUUCUGGGGUCGGUCAUGUGCUGUCCGGGAUGUUUCAGUGUUUUUCGAGCACCAGCAUUGCGAGACGUUUUACCCGAGUAUGCGACCAAAGCAGAAACAGCCAAAGAGUUUUUGAUGAAAGACAUGGGAGAAGAUCGAUGGCUCUGCACGUUGCUGGUUGAGGAGGGUUGGCUACUAGAAUACGCGGCUGCUGCAGACAGUUAUACAUUCUGUCCGGACAGUUUCAACGAGUUUUAUAAACAACGCAGACGGUGGACGGUGUCGACGAUGGCCAACUUGAUGCAGUUGUGUUUCAACUCAGCGAAAGUCAUAGGCAACAACGACGCCGUCUUUAUCAUCUUCAUUCUCUAUCAAGCAGCAAUGAUUUUCUCCACCAUUGUCGCACCCGCGACCGUCAUCCUGGUUAUGGCGGCUGGUAUGACAUAUGCUUUUAACACGUCGUCUGAUUACGACAAUAGCGGGGCAUACAUUGCGUUUGUUGUUCUCUUUACUUUGGUAUCUUUUAUAUACGGCGUUGUGUGCAUAUUAUGUCAACCAGAUACACAACUAAAAAUGGCAAAAAUAAUGACUUUUAUUUUUUCUAUUCUGAUGGGGAUUGUUGUUGUUGGAGUGAUGGCUCAAAUAGUUAUUAGACUUGAAGGACCAGAGGCACCUACACCUACAACUUUUUAUUUAAACUCGUCGAGUCUGACCCAAGCGAACAAUGGAAUUUCAUUGGAGGAUGUUGCUUUAAGUACUUGUUAUCUAGCUGGACUCUUGUCGAUAUUCUUCGUGGCUGCUCUUCUUCAUCCAACCGAGUUCUUUUGUCUUUUUCAUUCCCUGUGGUAUCUUCUCUGUCUUCCAUCUGGUUAUCUCUGUCUUAUUAUCUAUUCCAUCUGUAACCUAAACAGUGACUCUUGGGGAACUCGCGAAACAGUCAAGCAGAACACUGAAGGUCAGAGUAUGUGGUCGUUUGUGCGAUAUUUCGUCAAUAAAUUGAAAGAAGUAUGUGGUUGUUGUAACUGUUGUCACUCAUCAAUUACGGCCAAUCCGUCGACACCAGAGUUACGAUCUGUGAAAGUUGAAGCGAUAUCAAUGACGGAUGACGAAACCGUUACACCGAAUUCACGAUCUGUAGAGGUGCAGACGAUAUCAGUGAAAGAUGGCGAUGACGAUGAAAACGUUACCCAAACAAAUUCGGAUUUGCCUUCGCGUGUAGACCAAACGGAAAGUGAAGAUCGAGCAUCGACUGCCGUUAUUUCAAUUAGAAGAUUCUUUGCAAAUAUUGGUCUUAAGAAUACAAACUACGCCGAGAAGUUUGAAGCUGUAGGUUAUGCAGACACGUCUUUCUUUAUCAAAAUGAAGGAAAAGGAUAUUAGAUCUUUGGGAGUGACAAAGACUGCUGAUGUUAAGGUUAUAAUGAUGGCAAUAGAUGAGCUACCCGACACAUCUGUACCACGGCGCGUUCCAAAUAACGUAUCUGAUUGGUUGCUGUCAAUUGGCCUACCUCAGUAUGAAGAACAGUUUGCAAGAGCCGGAUGUAAAGGAGAAUGUACUUUAGCCAGUCUAAUCACUCUGGAUCGAGAUAUUCUAGAAAACGAAGUUGGCGUAACAAAGGAAGGACAUUUGAAAAAGCUGGAAAUGGCUUUGAAAAUGAUCAAGUAUCCAGCAGAUUGUGAAGUGGCAAUAAUCAAAGCCAAGUCAGCCAUCGAUGGCUUAGACAAACAUAGAAUGGCUGACAGCGAGGAUAGAAAGGUAAACCUCGAAUAUGACUUUUGGAAUAGACUACAAGAGAAAAGUUUGAUACCAGAAUCAGACGAAUACAAAGAGGGAGGAAAAAUAAAGCAAAACCUAAAUGAACUUCGUAACAAGAUGGUUUUCGUAUUUGCCGUGACAAACAUUACUUGGAUAGUCCUCAUCUCGAUGCUUGGUUUUCACGCCAACUUAUCGGUUUUCCUCACCAACGCUCUUGGCUUUCUAUUGUUAGCCGUGUAUGGUCUCAUUUUUCUCGUUCAGUUCCUCGCUCUCAUUUGCCAUCGAAUCAUCACUGUUAUUCACUAUCUGGCUCACAAGGAUCAUUCCUCUAGCAAAAUGCCUAUUGCGUUUGAUAUAAGACGUUAUCCGCCCACAAACACUGACCAUCCACGCGACGACGGAAGAGUCCUCCAACCAAUGUCAAGGAAUCCUAGCACAUCGAGUACAAGAGGACGAAAACAAUCGAACGUGGACUAAAAAAUGCUUGCCACAUCUGACGAAACAACUGGUGAAGAAAGUUAGGGGACUCUUGACGAUAUAGCACGUUGUCAUCGACGAUUUAGCUCAUUGCUGUCGCUAUUUGUACGAAUAUUGUUCUUUUAGUGAGUCUGGCUGCUGGCAAUGGAACGCUCUGCUCGUGUUGAACUGUCAACUUUUAGGUAUUGCUGCAUAGACUAACUGCGUGGUGUUAAUUGUAGCGUUUGUUGGUGUUUCUGAAGUCGGUUUGUUGAUUUUCUAAUAAACGUUUCAAGUUAGAAAUGUUAAAUUUUGUCAAUCUAUUAGCUUUGAAUUCCGUCAGCACUAUACUCCUCUUAUACCUUGCUAAGUGACAACUUCGUGCCUUGUCUUCACGAUGGUAAGGGGCACGCCCA
This is a messenger RNA of Corticium candelabrum, 5197 nucleotides long. RefSeq lists its product as uncharacterized. The record is from RefSeq and is a predicted model, not a curated record. Lineage: Eukaryota; Metazoa; Porifera; Homoscleromorpha; Homosclerophorida; Plakinidae. Gene Ontology annotation, molecular function: protein binding; chitin synthase activity. The transcript has 9 exons. Gene Ontology annotation, cellular component: cell periphery; cell septum. The coding region runs from base 183 to 4802 and encodes 1539 amino acids.